AUGAACGCCUUCAGCGCCCUGUUUUUCUUUCUCAAUCUUGUCAUCCUUAUGGUUGUCAUGAUCACUAGCGUCACUCGCUAUCUCCUAUUCCCAGAGGUAUGGUUCAUCAUGAUGCGGCAUCCAGUACAAAGCCUAUACCUCGGCUGUUUGCCGAUGGGCUUUACUACACUCCUUAACGUUUCUGUGUCUUUGUUCUAUAAGCAGUACGGAUUCGGAGGUACCACAUUUAUUUAUGCGAUUUGGGGCUUCUGGUGGAUCAACAAUGUAACCUCCAUCCUGUGUUGUUGGGGGGCUGGUACAUGUCAUGGCAACUAG
This is a messenger RNA of Heterobasidion irregulare TC 32-1, 315 nucleotides long. RefSeq names its product C4-dicarboxylate transporter. Gene Ontology annotation, cellular component: plasma membrane. The coding region runs from base 1 to 315 and encodes 104 amino acids. The transcript is spliced from 2 exons. The record is from RefSeq and is a predicted model, not a curated record. Lineage: Eukaryota; Fungi; Basidiomycota; Agaricomycetes; Russulales; Bondarzewiaceae. Gene Ontology annotation, molecular function: sulfite transmembrane transporter activity. Gene Ontology annotation, biological process: sulfite transmembrane transport; transmembrane transport.